Messenger RNA from Aspergillus sclerotioniger CBS 115572, 1080 nucleotides. RefSeq names its product kinase domain protein. NCBI's taxonomy places the organism in Eukaryota, Fungi, Ascomycota, Eurotiomycetes, Eurotiales, Aspergillaceae. The annotation marks the transcript as partial. Gene Ontology annotation, molecular function: ATP binding; protein kinase activity. Gene Ontology annotation, biological process: spliceosomal complex assembly; protein phosphorylation; regulation of mRNA processing. The transcript has 5 exons. The record is from RefSeq and is a predicted model, not a curated record.
CUCCCCAGCUACUCCAAAGAGCACUAUUACCCCGACCGCAUCGGCGAGGUCCUCAACUCCCAAUACCAAAUCGUCACUAAACUCGGCUUCGGCUCCUCAUCAACAGUAUGGUUAUGUCGAGACCUACAUACCAACCGCUAUCUAGCCCUGAAAAUUCACGUUCGAAGCAACCAUCCACCUCCUGAAGUCCAAAUAUCUCGAUAUCUAAAAUCCCUCCCUAGUACUAACCUUACAGGAAAAAGGUACAUCCGUCUCGCUCUGGACUCAUUUGACAUUCCCGGUCCAUACGAAAUCCAUAUAUGUACUCUCUACGAACCUGCUGGAAUCGAUAUACGAGAUUACAUCCACUGUCUAGAAGGGGAUGCGUUGCCUGAGAGCCUCCUCCGAGUUACUAUUCGCUUUAUGCUCAUUGCUUUGGAUUACCUUCAUGAGGCGAAGGUGAUUCAUACUGAUAUCCAACCCCAUAACAUCCUCCUAGGCAUUGACGACAAUUCAAUCCUAGCAGAGAUGAAAGAAGAUGAAAUUUCCGACCCCGCUCCUCGAAAACAGCUCUCUGAUCGGACUAUUUUCGCUACGAGAGGGAUGCCUCUAACCAGUGGUGAACCGGUCCUUGCUGAUCUGGGCGAGGCGCGGUUAGCAGAUGGAAAGGGAACCCAGAGGGGGCUCAUCAUGCCGAGUGUGUAUCGGGCUCCGGAGGUGAUGUUGGGUAUGAAUUGGGAUAGUAAGGUGGAUAUACAGGGGCUUGGGCAGACAGCAUGGACUCUAUUCGAGCAAGGACAUCUGUUCACAGGUCAGGACUUGGAGACAGAUACUGAUCAUGCGCGGCGUUUUGCGGAAAUGAUUUCGCUUCUGGGCCCGCUGCCGGUUGAGUUUCUGACACGGAGUCAGGAGAGUUUGAAAUUCUGGGAUGAAGAUGGGAAAUGGAAGGGCUGUGUAGUGAUUCCGGAACAGUCGCUUGAGAGUCGGGAAUCUCGGCUCCAGGAUGAUGAUAAGAUGCUCUUUCUUCGGUUCCUGCGUAAGACUUUGUCUUGGUUGCCUGAUGAGAGACCGAUGGCGAAGGAGCUUUUGAUGGAUGAGUAG